Cornus florida is the source of this 2594-nucleotide messenger RNA. RefSeq names its product pentatricopeptide repeat-containing protein At4g38010. Lineage: Eukaryota; Viridiplantae; Streptophyta; Magnoliopsida; Cornales; Cornaceae. The record is from RefSeq and is a predicted model, not a curated record. The transcript is spliced from 3 exons. Gene Ontology annotation, biological process: RNA modification. The coding region runs from base 131 to 1909 and encodes 592 amino acids. Gene Ontology annotation, molecular function: RNA binding; protein binding.
AUAAAAAUACCACCGUAUUUUUAAAUUGAGUAAAUGGCAUGCAAUGGCUCGUAGGAACUAUUGACAAAGUAAGAAUUCAUAUAGUAGCCCCUUUUGAAAUGGGGUUAUUGAAUUUUUCUUCAACGAGGGAAUGAUUUCCUCAAAAAGGGUCAUUUUAGACUUAAUAAUUCAUAGAUGCAACAAUCUUAGAUCCUUCAAGCAAGUCCAUGCCCAAAUAAUCACAUCCGGUGCCAUUCUUGACGAUUUAGUAGUAAGCAGAGUCUCCCAAUUCUUGGGAAAAUCUGUUGAAUUUGUAGAUUACGCUUUGGAAUUCCUGAAUCAAAUCGAUCCCUGUUCGAGGUCGUACCCAUUUAAUACUUUAAUUUCUGGCUAUGCCACUAGUAAUUCGCCGAAGGUGGCAUUUUUAGUUUACAAACGAAUAAUUGGAGAUGGGUUUCUGCCCAAUUUGUUUACUUUUCCUGUGGUUUUGAAAUCUUGUGCUAAGUUUUCUGGCAUUGAAGAAGGUAAGCAGAUUCAUGGUGUGGUUGUUAAGAUGGGUUUUUCAAGUGAUCUCUAUGUUCAAAACUCUCUGCUUCAUUUUUAUAGCACUUGCGGUGAAUGCCGUGUUGCCGGUGAGGUGUUUGAUGAUAUGCUUGUGAGAGAUGUGGUCACUUGGACUGGUUUGAUAUCUGGGUGUGUCAGGGCGGGUCGGUUGGAAGAGGCCGUAACGCUGUUUUUAAAAAUGGAUGUGGAGCCUAGUAUAACAACCUUUGUUAGUGUGCUUGUAGCUUGUGGGCGACUUGGGUAUUUGGUUAUGGGGAAGUGUAUUCAUGGGUUGAUUUUUAAGCAUGGAUUUGGAGCAAAUUUGGUGGUAAGCAAUGCUUUGUUGGAUAUGUAUGUCAAGUGGGAGUGCUUGUGUGAUGCAAAACAGCUCUUCCAUGAGCUCCCAGAGAGAGAUAUCAUUUCUUGGACUUGUUUGAUAAGUGGAUUGGUGCAAUGUAAGUGUCCAAAGGAGUCGUUGCAAUUGUUUAGUGACAUGCAGAUUUCAGGCAUUCAACCUGAUAAGGUGAUACUUACUAGUGUGCUCUCAGCUUGUUCAAGUCUUGGGGCUCUCGACUGUGGGAGAUGGGUCCAUGAGUAUAUUGAUCGUAGGGGCAUCAAAUGGGAUAUUCAUAUUGGAACUGCCAUGGUUGAUAUGUAUGCAAAAUGUGGUUGCAUAGAGAUGGCACUGCAGACCUUCUAUGAGAUGUCUGGUAGGAAUAUCUCUGUUUGGAAUGCCUUGUUGGGUGGUCUAGCAAUGCAUGGACAUGGCCAAGAGGCACUCAAACAUUUUGAGGAAAUGAUCAGAGUUGGGGUGAGGCUCAAUGAGGUGACAUUUCUUGCCAUUUUGACAGCUUGUUGCCAUUCUGGUUUGGUUGACCAAGGUCGUAGGCACUUCUAUCAGAUGAGUCAAGACUAUAAUCUCUCUCCAAGGUUAGAACAUUAUGGAUGCAUGGUUGAUUUGCUUUGCAGGGCUGGCCUUUUGGAAGAAGCUCAGGAUAUCAUCAGAGGUAUGCCCAUGCCACCCGAUGUGCUCAUAUGGGGAGCUCUUCUUAGUUCUUUAAAUGUCAAUGGAAAUGUGGAACUCGCCCAAGAUAUAUUAGACCGCCUAUAUGAGCUUGGGUCACAGGAUAGUGGAGUUUAUGUCCUUCUCUCCAACAUACAUGCUACUAAUGAAAGAUGGGAUGAAGUGAAAAGGUUGAGGAGAUCGAUGAAGGAGAAAGGUAUGAGAAAGGUCCCCGGGUCAAGUGUUAUAGAGGUGGAUGGUAGAGCUCAUGAGUUUCUAGUUGGAGAUACUAACCACCCUCGAAGUGAGGAUAUUCACACACUGUUAUAUGUUCUUGCUACCCAAGUCCAACUUGAAGGGCAUUUUUCUCACCAAUUCUUAUAAAAAAAUGUAUAAUUUGUGGCAAAACUAAGGAACUUUUUGGUUGAUUUUUUUUUCUUCUCACUAUAAUUAUGUGACAACUUGUGUUAUACCAAUUCGUGAUUUCUAAAAGUGUGCCUUCUUGAUUUCUGUAAGUGUGCAUCCUUCUUAAUCAGUGGGACAAUAGGUUUUACAUAUGCUACAAAAGAGAUUUUCCACCUUUAAAGAUCAUGCCUCUGCUGGGUAGCAUGUGGAAUGGAAGAGGACAAACCUUUUUGGACAGUUAAUCCAAGUCAGAAAGUGUUAUUGGAACAACCAGCCUUAUGAUGAAACACUACUUUCACAGGACACGUACCAUCAAAAUCUGAUUAUUCAUAUGGUACAUAUUCAAGAGGAAGUAUACAACAUAACAUAGUGUGUUCCAGACCAUUUGAGAUAUUGAAGAGGAAAUAAUGAAUGCUAAUGUCAAUUUCAGAUUAUGAAGACAAACAUAAGUUCUGGACUUGAGAUGACGUGAAGCCAAGUUCAUUCAAGUAUAUAAGUAAUGGCUACAGGAAGUGGAGGUCAGUACAGACAUGUGAGUUAUGCAAUGGGCACCCAAAAAUAAAACUCCAUAACUCGGAGAACAUGGGUUUGGGGUUGUGGAGUUUUACCUCUGCUGCUCUACUGGGAAUUAGCUUCUUUCACGGUUCUUGUUUCUCAGAGAAAG